AUGAAACUUACAAAUUUGACAGAAGAGUUCCAGAAUUGUUCCACCGAUUGCAUUAAUUCAACCUCGGACGACCUCAAUCAUCAUGGACUUAUAUUCAGAAUUUCAGCUUGUGCACUGAUUAUAUUGAUAGCUUUGGCAGCGUUUUUUGGUAAUCUUGCUGUUGUAAUUGUUUCAUACAGGGAGGAAAAACUGCGUCAUCAGACUGGUAAUUUCCUUAUUGUCGUCCUAUCAAGCAUUGACGUCCUGACUUCAAUAUUUGUUAUAUUUCCUUCUGCUGCCACUAUGGCUGCGGAUUUCUGGCCUUUUGGCAUAAUUAAUUGCCGAGUAAGUGCUAUGUUCAAUUAUGUGUGUGCCUGUUCAUCAUCACAUGCUGCUUCAAUGAUAAGUUUUGACAGAGCAAUAGCCAUUUUCUAUCCUCUAAAAUACCAAGCUAUUAUGACUCCAAAAUUUAUGAUUGGCAUUGUUACCUGGUUAUUAAGUAAUAGUGUAUUUUUAUUGAUGCUUGUUGUGUUUUUUGUGUUAUGCACAGUCUCGUAUAAUUACAAUGAGGCUGUGUGUGCAGGUGAUUUUUCAGAUUACAGAAAUCGAUUUAACGUGUUAAUUGCAACUACUUCCUGCUUCAUUGUACCAGCUAUUAUAGUUAUUAUUUCCAAUGUAAUCAUCGUGAAACAAAUUAGAAACUCCUCUAAGGUGAGACCACGGCAAAUGAUAUCUCUUGAAUCUUCGGAAUUUAAUCAAAUUAUUAAAAGAAGAAAAGACAUGGAAAUGCGCAAAUCAGUAUAUAGUAUGAUGACUGUAAUUGCAGUUUUCUUUAUAUGCUACACUCCAUACGCUUUAACCAAGCAGGGAAAGGCUAUCACUGAUAUAGAUGCACCAGCCUGGUUGAAAUUCGUAGCUACAAUAAUGAUGUUUAUUUCCUCGGCCACAAAUCCAUUUAUUUACGGAAUUUUACGUAAAGAUUAUCGUGAUGGUUUUAAGAAAUUUGCCCGAUUAUUAAGGGAAAAAUUCUAUUAA
This is a messenger RNA of Parasteatoda tepidariorum (common house spider), 1014 nucleotides long. RefSeq names its product mu-type opioid receptor-like. NCBI's taxonomy places the organism in Eukaryota, Metazoa, Arthropoda, Arachnida, Araneae, Theridiidae. The record is from RefSeq and is a predicted model, not a curated record.